This is a messenger RNA of Penicillium soppii, 282 nucleotides long. RefSeq lists its product as uncharacterized. The record is from RefSeq and is a predicted model, not a curated record. The transcript has 2 exons. NCBI's taxonomy places the organism in Eukaryota, Fungi, Ascomycota, Eurotiomycetes, Eurotiales, Aspergillaceae. Bases 1 to 282 code for a protein of 93 amino acids.
AUGGAUAGUGAUAUUUCGACCAUUCAUCGCGACUUGACACCAAAAUUGAUUUUGGCCCCUUUUGCCAAGAUUGUGGAAGCAAUCACAAUAAUCUGGAAUGGUACGCUGAAGGCCUUGUUUCAAGCCCCUGUUCUCACGGAAAAGCCCGGGCCACUGAAUUACUGGCUAGAGGAAGCUCUGCUUACCGCGCUAAUCGAGGUCAUCGAGGCCGUCGAUUUGAUUGAAGUGACAGGGGUUCGUCGACGGCUCCUCCCGCCCUCGCCGUUAGAUGGAGACCUUUAA